Messenger RNA from Perkinsus marinus ATCC 50983, 729 nucleotides. RefSeq lists its product as hypothetical. The coding region runs from base 1 to 729 and encodes 242 amino acids. The transcript has a single exon. The record is from RefSeq and is a predicted model, not a curated record. Lineage: Eukaryota; Perkinsozoa; Perkinsida; Perkinsidae.
AUGCCUUCCGCCUACGGCCUCUUCUUGUUUGCCAUCUUGACGCAAACAGCCACCCAGGGAAAACCUGAUCUCCCUUACCAGGUUACUGCUGACUAUCCACCCAGGUGUUAUGAAGGCCCUGGUCCAGGUGAUGGAAGCAACAUUACCGAUCUUCAAGCGCCGUGCUGCAUUUACAACAUGAAGGGAUACACAUUCGAUGGGGUUCAUAGAGAAACUGCCGGUAUCAUACUCGGAACCAACAGGCCUAAUUCAUCUAGCAUCAUGCAAAUGAACGUCACUUUGAUGCUUAACCUCUCCCUGCCCUAUCCCGUACUCCUUGGUGUCGAAAUUAAGACGUCUGGUGUGGCUUACAUGAGUGUCGGAGAUGAAACCCGAACAAUCUACUUGACCAUAGGCCAAAUCAACAUGAAUCACUCCUAUGGCACUGGAAUGCCUGUCAACGUUCCGAUUAUUGAGGCUGGUUGGUUCCCUAACAAGGUGAAAACUUGGGCGAGCAGUUCUAUAAAAGGUCCAGCUGAAGACUACGGGCUGCGGAUAAGUGCUUUAUACAGCCCCUGGACUAAUGCAGUCGGUGCCAAGUUAGUCUCAUCAGUACAAAUUUACAUGAUGAAGAGCAGAAAUGGUUGGGACUACAAGUUCGAGUAUCUCUUAAAAGAUUCGGCUCAUAAACUCCGAGAUUACCACAAGUAUGCUAUCCUCGGUAAUUUGCAGGACAAUUUUAUAGUGUGA